Onychomys torridus (southern grasshopper mouse) is the source of this 3682-nucleotide messenger RNA. It is a transcript of the gene Armc2, whose product is annotated as armadillo repeat containing 2. Gene Ontology annotation, molecular function: protein binding. The record is from RefSeq and is a predicted model, not a curated record. The transcript is spliced from 20 exons. Lineage: Eukaryota; Metazoa; Chordata; Mammalia; Rodentia; Cricetidae. Gene Ontology annotation, biological process: cilium organization; sperm axoneme assembly. The coding region runs from base 207 to 2912 and encodes 901 amino acids.
AGGACCAGCUGAUCUCCCUCCGCGGGGGUCUGUGCUUCCAGCCCUCGUCACAGGUGCUCUGAGUUGAGCCCGGAGUCCCCUUCUCAGCACCAACUCCAGCGCAUCCCGCAUCCCAUCACUCCGUGGCGCCGAGGGUCUGCAGGCUGACCGCCCCGCCUGCAGCAGAAGGGUGUGUCUCUGAAGACCGUUUUAAGUUGAAAGGAAAGAUGCUGUCACCCAAUGGUCAGAAGUUAGAAAAGCUGGAUCCCUUUCACCGACCUUUGCUGUCCAAGCAGAAGACCAGUGCGGAAAUCAUCAGUGAAGCGCGGAAUGCCUUAAGAUCAGUUAGAACCCAAAGGCCAUUCACACCCCGGGAAGACCAGAGGAAGCUGUUUGGGCCUGCCUCAUCAAGGACCCCAGAAAACAGACCUCCCUCCUCCUUCAGCCUUCAUGCGUCCAGCUUUGAGCUAGCCGACUCCAGGCCCAUCUCCGGCGCCCGCCUCAGCCCACUCGAGCUGGUGGGGAAGACCUUGCCUUCUCCCUGGGGAUCUGAGAAGUCAGGGCAGAAAUUGGUCAGGAACCACGAGGCUAGGAAACCCAGAGCUCCAGAAUCUCCCAGCACGGAGGAGGAUGCCUGUCCAUGCCUCCCUAAACCUCCCCUGGACCCUGUGAAGAUAAGAAGGAUAAGUGGUGGGCAGUCUCGAUUCUACAGGGCUGCAUCCCAGGGAUCUCUUCUGCCUGGCAGAUCUGCUGCUGACCCCUCAAAGACCACAGAGGAGUCCAAAGAGACCGAGGGGGAUUCCACGGCAAAAGUACAUGGGACUUAUUUAACAGCAUCAAAUGCCAUUGGUCAUUUAAAGAGUCACCCACUCCAACGUACCUACGACCAAGGCUUCAGAGAAACCAAAGAAGUGUCCAAGGAACCACCAUCUCAUCUCCGGAGCGGGGGAAGUGAGGCUGCUCACAUGAGGCAUCGUGGAGCCGACCUCACCCCUGGCCAGGACUCAGAGAGAGCGGGCAGGGACCAGGGGAAGCGGCGUGCCAGGGCCUCCUCAUGUCCUAGCAGCUCAGACCUGAGCAGGCUGGAAACCAGAGCAGCCUCAAGAGCCAGCUUACAGGAACAGGAGACGGAGAUAGAAGUCGAUGAAGUCUUUUGGAAAACACAGAUUGAACCGCUUUUGCACGGAUUAGAAAAGGAAGACAUUGAAGCCGUGUGUGCGGCUUGCACGCAGCUCCAUCACACGCUGGAGGAAGGGCGCAUGCUUGGCAGGAAGUUUAAGGGAAGAAGCGUCCUGCUGAAGGCCCUGUAUAAACUGGUGGAUGCUGGCUCGGACUCGCUCAACCUUAAGCUUGCCAAACUCAUCCUGGCACUUAAAGUGAGCAGGAAGAAUCUUCUGAAUGUCUGCAAACUGGUAUUUAAAAUCAGCAGGAGCAAGGAGAACGAUGUCCUGCUGCUGAAUGACAACAUCCUGGAAUCGUUACUGGAGGUGCUGAGGGGUGAAGACUUGCAAAGUAACACUGAGGCUUUUUUAUACUGCAUGGGGGCUCUGAAGUUCAUUUCCGGGAGCCCGGCAUUUCUUCCUGAGAUGAUCAGCAAAGGUGCAGUGGAAAUACUGACGAAGUUGAUAAAGCAAAUGAGUGAGGACACAAAGAAAUACGGCGCAUGCCUGCCUAACGCAGGCAACUUGCUAGUCCAGACAACUGCUACACUGAGAAACUUGGCCGACUCACCGCUGACGAGAAGCAGGCUCCUGAAGGUCGGGGCCUUCCCCCAGCUCUGCACAGUGAUGGAACAGUACAUGGACGACAAGGAUGUCUGUACCAAUAUUGCCAGAAUAUUUAGCAAACUGACAUCUUACCAUGACUGCUGUGCAGCCCUGGCAAGCUAUUCCAGAUGCUAUGCCUUGUUUCUGAGUCUAUUGAACAAAUACCAGAAGAAACAGGAUUUAGUAAUUCGCAUUGUUUUUAUCCUUGGCAACCUGACAGCAAAGAAUAACCAGGCCCGGGAAGUUUUCUCCAGAGAGCAAGGGAGCAUUGAAACGCUGCUCACGUUGUUUCAGAAUUUCUACCAACUUGACCAGCACCCCCCAAGGCUGGGGCUCUCAGGAGCCAGUCUAGCAGCAGAGGCUGAGGACGUGCUGGUCAAACUGACCCGAGUCCUGGCCAACAUAGCCAUUCACCCGCGCAUCGGCCCAGUGCUGGCUGCCAACCCUCGGGUGGUGGGCCUGUUGCUGACCACGCUGGAAUCCAAGUCACUGGGCGACUGUGAGGAGCUGGUGAUCAAUACCACAGCAGCCAUCAACAAUCUGUCAUUCUAUCAAGUGAAGAGCUCCAUCCUGCAACACAAAAAGCUGUAUGUCGCUGAAUUGCUCUUAAAGCUCCUUGUGAGUAACAACAUGGAUGGCAUCCUGGAGGCCGUGCGGGUCUUUGGAAACCUCUCCCAGGACCAUGACGUCUGCAAUUUCCUCAUGCAGAAAAAUGUGCACAAGUUCAUGAUCGCGCUGCUGGAAGCCAAGCACCAGGACAUUUGCUUUGCAGCCUGUGGGGUUCUCCUAAACCUCACCGUGGAGAAAGACAAGCGUGCCGUUCUGAAAGAAGGUGGAGGCAUUAAAAAGUUAGUGGAUUGCUUAAGAGAGUUUGGUCCUGGCGACUGGCAGCUGGCCUGCCUGGUGUGCAAGACCUUGUGGAACUUCAGCGAGAACAUCACAAGCGCAUCAUCGUGUUUCGGAGAUGAAGAUGCCGACAGGCUCCUGGUCCUCUUGUCGUCGUUUUUAGAUGAAGAACUGGCCCUGGAUGGCAGUUUUGACCAAGACCUAAAAAGCUAUCACAGACUCCACUGGGAAACAGAAUUCAAACCUGUGGCCCAGCAGCUUCUGAAGCGAAUCCAGAGUCACCACACGUCCCUGGAACCCCUGCCCACCCCUUCUUUCUAACAUGACACAGGCUAAAGGCAGAACUGGGAAGUCAGGCCUCCCUCAUUCUUGGGAAGUGGUAAAAGCAUGGCCAUUCCUCAGUGUUAACACAUGUUGAGCAUUUUAAAAAUACUGAUUUUAGUGAAUAGCCUAAGUAUUUUUGAAAGAAGUAAGCAUUUCUUCUUUUUCUAGAUAUUAUGGAAAAAUGAAUAUAUAUAUUUUCUGCUAUGAGAGAUGUGAGAUGGAAAUAUAUGCAUUUUUAAGACUUCUCUUUCUAUUUGCCUUUAAAUCACUUAGAAAAUAGCCUUAAAAAUCCCGAUCCGACCACUUUGGAAUGAAUGCUCUUGUGGGUUCACUAGUCAAGGAACUGCGCAGUGGAGACCUGGGGUUUGUCCACCAGGAGAUAGUGUCUGGGAAGGUACAUGACUGCUCAGGCAUCUUUCCCAGCCCUUACUACAUCUAAGAAUAAGUCCCGUGACUCAUGCUAGUAUUUUCUUGUUCUCAUAUUAGAGAAAGAAUAAGUAGAGGAAAGAGAGAAAACUGCUCAGAAGGCUGGGGAUGCAGCACUUGACUACCCUGGUUUUAUCCCCAGCACAGGAGUAGGAGGAAAUACUGCUUUAGAUCAUCUGUCUCUUUAGAUUUUUAGUUUAAUUUUUUUCUUUUGUUUGUAUGGAUGUUUGACCUGCAUGUGCAACCUUGCAUGAAGUACCUGUGAGGGCCAGAAGAGGGUGUCAGAUCUGAGACCCAAGUUAUAAAUGAUUGUGAGCUGUCUGGUGGGUGCUAGGAAUCAA